UGGAGGCAAUUAAAAUGCCUGUCAGGCAUUUGGUACCAGGACCUCCCUAUGGCAAACCGCUAAAUUGGAAGCCAAGGCUGUAUCCUAUUGUCAGUGAAUGAUGGCGGAGCUGAGUGGCUUGUCAUCAUUCUGGAAAAUUCUGAGGCUAGUGAGCUCUCUCUCCCUCUCCCACUCGCCUUAUUUUCCUUUUCGCCACUGCGGGGACUUUUUCUAAUUUGCAGCCUCCCUUUCCCUGACACACACAGACACGAGCUUGUGGCUUGCAGACUGCGUCUGUCUGGAGCUGGAAAGCCAGCAAGCCAGCCUGGAAAUAAUGCUCCUGGAGAAGAAUUCUGCAGCAGUUCUCAAAGGCUAGACGACUUGGGGGUAUUGCUGCAGCUGUGCUGAUUCUUCGGCUUAUCUCUGAGGAAGCAUUGUUGGGAACUACUCACUCAGAAAAUUAAAAGAAAGAAGACAGAACUUAUUAUCAACCCUUGGCAAACACAACAUAAGGAACUUUACCAUUUUGCCACAUUCUUGGAUAGAAAUUGCAUAGUUUUGAAGAAUGGCAGAUGAACGAAAAGAUGAAGCGAAGGCGCCUCACUGGACCUCAGCUCAAUUGACAGAGGCAUCUGCACACCCACAUCCACCUGAGAUUAAGGACCAAGCUGGGGCAGGGGACGGACUUGUCCGAAGUGCCAAUGGAUUCCCAUACAGAGAGGAUGAAGAGGGCGCCUAUGGAGAGCAUGGGCCACAGGGCACCUAUUCAGAUACCAAAGAGAAUGGGAUCAAUGGAGAGCUGACCUCAGCUGACAGAGAAACAGCAGAGGAGGUGUCUGCACGGAUAGUUCAAGUAGUCACAACUGAGGCUGUAGCAGUCCUGAAAGGUGAACAAGAGAAAGAAGCUCAGCACAAAGAACAACCUGCAGCUCUGCCUUUAGCAGCUGAAGAGACAGCUAAUCUGCCUCCUUCUCCACCCCCAUCUCCAGCCUCCGAACAGACCAUCCCUGUGGAAGAAGAUGAAGGGGCUGAGGAUCAAGUGGGUCCUCUACACAGGUUCCCCAGCCAUGAACCUGCCACCAGCGGGGAGAGGCGUAGACUCCUAGCCCCCUCCAUUUCGGUGUCUGUGCCUGAUGAUGACCCUUACAAUUCCGAUGAGGAGUACUAUGAGCAUCCCUUGUUCAGCUCAGAAUGGACCACUUCUAGUGUGCUCCCCAGUGUCCCAGCGCAGAGUGCAGAGGCCCACUUAGGCCAGGAGAAAGAAGAAACUCUAGAGGGCCCGAUGGCUGAGGAAGAGAAACCAGCUGCUCUUCCUGGGAAAGAGUGUGGGGCUGCUAAGUCCUCAGACCAACCCCAGGGCCUCAGUGAGGGCCAAGUGGAGUCUAGUACGGAGGCCCAGAUAGUUCCGGAAGAGAGUGCGCCCCCUGGGGCUCCGCAUGAGAAAAGUGUAAAAGAGGUCACAGAGUUGUCUCCAGAAGUAAAAACCCCUUCCUGUGCCAAGGAAGAUUUACUUACAGCCUCGAAGAUGGAGUUCCACGAUCAUCAGGAGUUGACUCCCUCAGCAGCUGAGCCUGUAGACAAGAAAGAAAAGGAGUCAAAGAUGGAAAGUAAGCCUGGUGAAGACCUUAAACAUGCUGCCUUAGUUCCUCAGCCUGACACAGCUCAAACUUCCCCUGAUACAAAGGACAUGCAAGGUACAGAGAGAGAAGAGACACCUCCUGCUCUGUUUGGGCAUCCUGUUGGUGCCACCCUUGAAGACAUGAAAUGGAAGGGAGAACCAAGCUUUGUAGUGCCUGGCAUUGGCCUCCCUGCACAGCCUCCAACCCCCAAAGAGCAGAAAGACUGGUUCAUUGAAAUGCCAGUGGAAACAAAGAAGGAUGAGUGGGGUUUAGCUGCUCCAGUAUCCCCUGGCCCCUUGACACCCAUGAGGGAAAAAGAUGUCCUGGAGGAUAUCCCAAGAUGGGAAGGGAAACAGUUUGAUUCUCCUAUGCCAAGUCCCUUUCAAGUUGGAAGCUUUACUCUUCCUGUAGAUGUAAUGAAGAAUGAAAUCCUAACAGAAGCAUCGCCUUUUGAGUCUGGCCUCUUACAACCAGAUAACAAAAAAUCACUGCAAGAAAUCAGUGGCCCACUGACUGCCAAAGAUAGUUCUAAAGUUGAAGAACCACAAAAAGAUAAACCUGACAAAGUGGCAGAAACAGCAGCCUCAGAGGCAAUUACCUUAUCCAAAGAUCCCCAUUUUCCGGUUAUGGAAGGAUAUGUUAUUGAAAAAGUUUUAGGGGAAGAUAGAGGCACCCACAGUGGACAGGAACCUACACUUACUGAAAAGGAACUUCAGCCAACGCUUGAAGAGAAGACAUCUAUUUCUGACAAAGAAGCUGUACCAAAAGAGCAUGAGCCCUCAAAAUUGAGAGAUGAAGAAACAGGCAUAACUCAGACGUCCACUGAGCACACUUUCUUGAAGGAAGCACCUAAAGGCCAAGAGCAUAUUACAGAUAUGUUAAAACAGGACUCCUUCCCUGCAGAUUUGGAGCAAGCAGUGACAGAUUCGACCAUGACCUUGAACACCUUGGAAAAAGUCUCCACUGAACCAGCUGCACUCUAUGAAAAGAGUACAUUACAAGAACUUUUUCAGGAGAAAGUUGCUGACAAAGAUAGUAAGGCAGAAGGAGUUAGUGCUGCACCAUCAGCAGAAAUCAGCAUGCCAUUUUAUGAAGAUAAGUCAGGAAUGUCCAAGUACUUUGAAACAUCUGCCUUGAAAGAAGAAAUAACAAGAAACAUUCAGCUGGCCAGUGAUUACUACGAAUUACUUGACACAAGAGAAAGUGCCCAUGAGUCUGCUAAUACUGUAUCUGUCAUGCAUGAAAAUGAUGACAAGGAAUUACAAGCAGGGAAAGAAUCCCAGCCCAGUAAACCAGAACAGGGAGCAGGGUAUAGCACUCUCACACAGGGUUAUCCAUCCAAUUUGCCUGAAGAACCUAGUUCUCCUCAAGAAAGAAUGUUCACUAUUGAUCCAAAAGUAUAUGGGGAAAAAAGAGAUCUCCACAGUAAGAAUAAGGACGAUUUGACACUCAGCAGAAGUUUAGGACUUGGUGGGAGAUCUGCAAUAGAACAAAGAAGCAUGUCAAUCAAUUUGCCAAUGUCUUGCCUGGAUUCCAUAGCUCUUGGAUUUAACUUUGGCCGAGGCCAUGAUCUCUCUCCUCUGGCUUCUGAUAUUCUCACCAACACUAGUGGAAGUAUGGAUGAAGGUGAUGAUUAUCUUCCAGCCACCACACCUGCAAUGGAGAAAGCCCCUUGCUUCCCAAAAGAAAGCAAAGAGGAAGAAGAAAAGACAGAGGAAGAAAAAGCUGCUGGGCAGGAAAAUACUCAAAUUGAGACAUCCUGUGAGUCGCCUUUUGUAGCCAAAGAUUAUUACAAAAAUGGCACCGUCAUGGCCCCUGACUUGCCUGAAAUGCUCGAUCUAGCAGGCACGAGGUCAAGACUGGCUUCUGUGAGUGCAGAUGUUGAGGUUGCCAGAAGAAAAUCUGUCCCUUCAGAGACUGUUGUUGAGGAGAGUAGUACUGGCUUACCACCUGUAACUGAUGAAAACCAUGUCAUUGUGAAAACAGAUAGUCAGCUGGAAGACCUAGGCUAUUGUGUGUUCAAUAAAUACACAGUCCCACUUCCAUCUCCUGUGCAAGACAGUGAGAAUUUAUCAGGAGAAAGUGGUUCUUUCUAUGAAGGAAGUGAUGAUAAAGUUCGAAGAGAUUUGGCCACAGACCUUUCAUUGAUUGAAGUAAAACUGGCAGCUGCUGGAAGAGUCAAAGAUGAAUUCAGUGCAGAGAAAGAAUUAUCCUCACCUACAUCUGGUCUGGUCAGGGAGUUUGAUCAGGAGAGGAAAGCAAAUGAUAAGCUGGACACUGUGCUAGAAAAAAGUGAAGAACAUGCUGAUUCAAAAGAAUAUGCCAUGGAAACGGACGAGGAUGGAGGUAACAUGGACACAUUUGGGUUAGGAGUAUCUCUUAAACCAAGUUCCGCCAAAGCACCAACAGUGUCAAAAGAUGCAGCAUCUGAGAAAGCAGAGAAGGGUCUUAGUUCGGUGCCAGAGGUAGCUGAGGUAGAACCGUCACAAAAAACUGAGCAAGGACUGGAUUUUGCUGCAGCUAAAGAGGAUGAGGGCCAAUUAGAUGUUGAAAUCAGCGACUUUGGGCAGAUAACUGCAAGGCUGAAUGUAGAUUCUGGAAAAGCAGCGGAGCUUAAACUUCAGAGUGUGCAGGAACUGGCACUCUCAUCCGAAGCACCUCAGGAGGCAGAUAUGUUCCUGGGUGUUGAGGCUGGCCACGUGAAGGAAGGUGCCAGAGUUAGUGAGACAGAAGUCAAAGAAAAGGUGGCCAAGCCUGACUUGGUGCACCAGGAGGCUGUGGACAAAGAGGAGUCCUAUGAGUCUAGUGGUGAGCAUGAAAGCCUCACCAUGGAUUCCUUGAAACCUGAUGAGGGCAAAAAGGAAAUGUCCCCAGAAUCAUCCCUGAUCCAGGAUGAAAUCGCCAUUAAACUGUCCGUGGAAAUCCCUUGCCCACCUGCUGUUUCGGAAGCUGACUUAGCUGCAGCUGAGCGAGCCGAUGUCCAGAUGGAAUUUAUUCAGAUGCCAAAAGAAGAAAGCAAAGAGGCCCCAGAUCUAUCCAUCACACCUUCCGAUGUUGCUGAGCCGCAGCUUGAAGCCGUCGUCUCUGAACCAGCAGAGGCUCAGAGUGAGGAAGAAGAGAUAGAAGCCCGGGGAGAAUAUGAUAAACUGCUCUUCCGCUCAGAUACCCUCCAGAUCACUGACCUGGCUGUGCCAGGUGUCAGGGAGGAAUUUGUGGAGACCUGCCCGGGCGAGCACAAAGGUGUCAUUGAGUCUGUGGUGACCAUUGAAGACGACUUCAUCACUGUAGUGCAGACUACAACCGAUGAAGGGGAAUCUGGGUCCCACAGUGUGCGUUUUGCAGCCCUAGAGCAGCCUGAGGUAGAAAGGAGACCCUCCCCUCAUGAGGAAGAAGAGCUUGAAGUGGCAGCCGAAGCCCAGGCAGAACCUAGGGAUGACUCCCCUGAGGCUCCAGCUUCCCCUGAGAGAGAAGCUGCGCUGUCAGAAUAUAAGACAGAAACCUAUGAUGAUUACAAAGAUGAGACCACGAUUGACGACUCCGUCAUGGAUGCUGACAGUCUCUGGGUGGACACUCAAGAUGAUGAUAGAAGCAUCAUGACAGAGCAGUUAGAAACUAUUCCUAAAGAGGAGAAAGCUGAAAAGGAAGCUCGGAGACCAUCUCUUGAGAAACAUAGAAAAGAAAAGCCUUUUAAAACCGGGAGAGGCAGAAUUUCCACUCCUGAAAGAAAAAUAGCUAAAAAGGAGCCUAGCACAGUCUCCAGGGAUGAAGUGAGAAGGAAAAAAGCAGUUUAUAAGAAGGCUGAACUUGCUAAAAAAACAGAAGUUCAGGCCCACUCUCCCUCCAGGAAAUUCAUUUUAAAACCUGCUAUCAAAUACACUAGACCAACUCAUCUCUCCUGUGUUAAGCGGAAAACGACAGCAGCAGGUAGUGAACCAACUCAGGCUCCCAGUGUAUUUAAACAGGCAAAGGACAAAGUCUCUGAUGGCAUAACCAAGAGCCCGGAAAAGCGCUCUUCUCUUCCAAGACCGUCCUCCAUUCUUCCUCCUCGCCGAGGUGUAUCAGGAGACAGAGAGGAGAAUUCCUUCCCCCUCAACAGUUCCAUCUCCUCUUCAGUGAGACGGACCACUAGGUCAGAGCCAAUUCGCCGAGCAGGAAAAAGUGGCACCUCAACACCUACUACCCCUGGAUCAACUGCCAUCACUCCUGGCACCCCACCAAGCUAUUCUUCACGUACCCCAGGCACUCCUGGAACCCCCAGCUACCCCAGGACCCCUCACACACCAGGAACCCCCAAAUCUGCCAUCUUGGUACCCAGUGAAAAGAAAGUGGCCAUCAUUCGUACUCCUCCCAAAUCUCCUGCUACUCCCAAGCAGCUUCGGCUUAUUAACCAACCACUGCCAGACCUGAAGAAUGUCAAAUCCAAAAUUGGAUCGACAGACAACAUUAAAUACCAGCCUAAAGGGGGACAGGUACAGAUUGUUACCAAGAAGAUAGACUUAAGCCAUGUGACAUCCAAAUGUGGCUCUCUGAAGAACAUUCGCCACAGGCCAGGUGGUGGACGAGUGAAAAUUGAGAGUGUAAAACUGGAUUUCAAAGAAAAAGCCCAAGCUAAAGUCGGUUCACUUGACAAUGCUCACCAUGUACCUGGAGGUGGUAAUGUCAAGAUUGACAGCCAAAAGUUGAACUUCAGAGAGCAUGCGAAGGCCCGUGUGGACCACGGGGCUGAGAUCAUCACACAGUCUCCAGGCAGAUCCAGUGUGGCGUCACCCCGACGACUCAGCAACGUCUCCUCUUCUGGAAGCAUCAACCUGCUCGAAUCUCCUCAGCUUGCCACUUUGGCUGAGGACGUCACUGCUGCCCUGGCCAAACAAGGCUUAUGAAUACCAUGCAGCACCAGAGUAAUAGUAGACAUGAGCCCUUGGCAGGAAUGGGCUCUGAGCAGGUGUUACAUUCAUUCUUCACAAACCAUAAGAUAAAUAAUCUCAUCCCCAAACUGUAGUAAUUGUUACAAUUUUAUAUAAAAAUGAAUAGUAUAUGCAGAAACCAACUUCCAUUUGCAACAGGAACACACUGGCUUUACAUGGGUACAAUUGGACAAUUAUUUUCGCUCUGCUCUGUUUUGCAUGGAGUAUUAUUAUUAUUUUUAAAAAUGCAUUUUUACCUUUCAUGUGCCUGAAGGCUACCCAUUACAUUCUGAAAGGCCUUGUUAAAAUCCAAGCUGCUCAUUUCACUAUUCUGUUUCUGGGUGAAAAGGUAAAAACUGCCCAUCGUAACUUAUUACAGGUUAAAUGAAAUCAAGGAGUCUGAUUGCAGGAAGGGAAAAGCAUGUAAGAAAGAAGUUUUUCUAAAGUGUUAUUUUGUAUAAAUGGGAAGAAAGAUGCAGUUAAGUUAUUAACAUUUGGGACCUGGAUAAUUAUAGCAGAGUAUCAAUCCAAUAAAUUAUUUAACUGACUAAAAAUGUUGCAGAGCAUUUGAGCUGUGGUUGAGGAAGUGGUAUAAGAGUGCAUCUCUUAGGAAUAAUGCACUUUCAUUAGGAUGGAUUCGCAUCUGAUUAGAUUAUGUCAGUUGAUCAGCUAGAUUUAUGUCCACACUACCAGUUCCACAUCCCCUUUCCAUCUGUUUGAUACAGUAUUAUAGAUAUAAAUAUAUAUAUAUAUUUCUCUGUGGCCAUUUGUGAUACUUCCUCAUAUACUUGAAUAUUAUACUUCUUUAUUCACAGUAUCUGUGUCUCCUGCACCCUUUGGUGUUGCAAUUUUAGGUAUGUGAAAGUAGAUGUUAGCAGGGUUCUCUCCCUAUUUAAAAAAUACAUUUAAAAAGACAAAAAGUUUAAGCAUGAAGUUGCUUUCUGUAAAGACUCAAAGCUGUAACCUUGUUUUUAGUGCCAGAUACCAGUCUCUCCUGUGAUGCUAGAAAAAAUAUUUUUCUUUGCUUUCACCAAUAUGGAGUGUGUAGGGAUGGAUCCACUUAUACCUAAAAAACUUGAUAGACUGUUGGUUUAAGAUUAUGGAUUUAUCUCAUUUUUUAAUCACAGAAUAGUUUUGGUUUUAUUCCUACAAUCAUUCAUGAGACCAACCUCUUAGAUUCUUUUUCUUUUUUUCAUUUGCUAAAGUUGAAAAGAAGAGUGGUAAUUUGGAACACGUUUUUCCGAUUAUUCCAAGAAGAACCUGUUUAUUAAAUUCUCUAAUAGAAGAUGUUUGGCCUCCUAACCCAAAGUAAAGAUCAUUUGACCAAAGGAAAAAAUACAGCAUUUUGAGAAGCUAUCACUAUAAAAUAUUUGAGACACAGAUAUCUAAAUCAGUUUUUUCUAUAGGACUUUACGUUGCACUCUGUAAAGGAACUCAGUGUGAUUUAUUUAUCAGUGCAUAAUAUUGUUCUGGCUUAAUAUAAAGUCUAAAAAUUAUAAGCCAAUUAAUUCCACUUGCAAAUCAUUCAUUUUAGUAAUGAAAUAAUCAGUUGCCUAAAAAUAGGGCAGACUUACCAAACUGGACAGACAUUUUUUUAGUAUUUUAUCUGUUCUUUCUCUUGCUCAGGGCUGGUAGGUUGGAUCUAAAAAAUUAAAGACAAGGUCUGCUGGGUCUUUGAUCCUUGUGAGAAAAAUUAGUUCCUGAAUAUAAAGGAUGAGAUGUAAGCAUAGAAUGGUCAGUAAGGAAGUAGAGAAACAUCUAGAACAGAAAGCCAAGUAAUGGGAAGAUAGAAGACAUAGAUGCCAUUUUGAUGAGUCAUUGGAUAUAGCAAGCAAUGUGACUGCCGCAAGAAAGCCCUAGGAACAAAGGUCUCCAUUCUUUCUCAGCUAGAUUUAGACAGGCAAAUAUGCCUUUGGCCACUUAUAAAUAGGUUAUUUUUGAAAAAAACUUAGCAACUGAGGAAUAGGGAUGUGACUGUUUUCAGCCUAGUAAAUGCUGUAAGACUUGAUUUGAUCAAUCUUGGCAAUUUAACCACUUCCCUUGAAAUAUACCAGGAAAUAGGAGAAAGAAUAGUUGUGUGGAGUCUUAGGUAUUUUCUUACAUGUUUUGAUAGUGUUAGAUAGUGAUUAAAGUUCUCUAGAAAAAAGUUAAUAGCUGGUUAGAACAGCUUUAAUCUAUAGAAAAAAAUUUUCAACCUGAUUUAAUUUUUUUUACAGUGAAGAUUAAGUAAACUUGUUCUAUCGAAAUUCAAAUUUUUCCAAAUACUUGUCCAAAAUGAAAGUUACAUAAGGCACUAAAUUAAUAGAUGUGGCAUUAAAACAAGUGUUUAUUCCAAAUCUUAACAAAAUUAUAAUGAAUGAAUAAGUGCCCUUGUUUUGUAUGAAAAUGUGAUUGUUUAUAAAAUUAGUAAGGAACUGAAAAUUUGCACCAGUAAGCAAGAGAAACACAGGAUAAAAUGUCUUCUUGUGGGGAUAUGAGGCGGAUCCCAUCUUGCCUUCACUCGCAAGCUAACGACUCAAAUUAAGCUUUUUGAGCACCACUUUUGUGGGGACACCCAUACGCUGAUCUAGAAAUGAAAACUUCCUAGUUCCAUUUCUGGAUCCACUGAUGCCAGUUUCUCUCUGGCUUUUGCCUUUGAGAACCUGUUUAAAAAUACAUAAGUAAUCCAGAGCUGUGGAGAAUCAAAAGGCCAACUUCUCCAAUGAACUCACGCUCUCCGGGUCACCUGCAACUAAAAAUUGGAUGCUGUGCAACAAUGCAUGGAAGAUCCGAGAUCAUGAUGAGUUUCAAAGGCCAGGUUCAUGGAGGAACCAGCUCUCUCUGGAUUCACCUGCUGAGGUCCAGCAGGGUGAUGGGCUGAAGCCCCAUCCAUAAGCAAGACACCUGUGUAGAACCAGGUAGGUACGGCUGAAGAAGGCUGACACUACAGGGCCAUUAAACAGGAGAAUGUAUUGAAGGCAGCUGCCCUCCAAAACACUCACAGUACGACUGCAGAAGUGAAGUCAUCAGCCAAAAUAGCAGCAUGUCAGUAUUAUUAAAGAAAUAGCUUGAAUGUGGUUGAUUCUGACACAGCUACAGUUAUUGUUUCUCUCCCAUUUUUCACGCCACAAAAAGGGAAAUAAAUGAUUCAUGGCCCAAGUAGCAAAGAUAAAGUAGACUCAUGGUUUGGGAAGGCAAAUUCCAGGCAUUCUUUUUAAGAUUGAUGGGCUUUCAAAAUCAGCAAGGAUUUAUUUUAUUUUAUUUUUUACAUUUAGAAUUUUUAGCCUUAGGUGUGUAGGUGGAGGCCGAGUCCCGCUGCAGGAAAAAUAGUACGUUCAAACUAAAAAAA
Messenger RNA from Fukomys damarensis (Damara mole-rat), 9830 nucleotides. RefSeq names its product microtubule associated protein 2 (gene Map2). The transcript has 17 exons. Gene Ontology annotation, molecular function: microtubule binding. Gene Ontology annotation, cellular component: neuron projection. Bases 545 to 6478 code for a protein of 1977 amino acids. Gene Ontology annotation, biological process: microtubule cytoskeleton organization; neuron projection development. Lineage: Eukaryota; Metazoa; Chordata; Mammalia; Rodentia; Bathyergidae. The record is from RefSeq and is a predicted model, not a curated record.